AUGGAUUCAUCCUGUUUUGAUCUUCCUCCCGAAGAAGCGAUACGGUUCCGGGAUCUGUGCCGAAAGGAGGGGUUAUCUUAUGUUCAACUGAUCGCGCCCGCCACCUCCGAUUCUCGAAUGAAACUGCUCUGUAAAAUCCCUGAUUCCUUUAUUUACGUCGUUUCUCGAAUGGGUGUUACAGGUGCAACUGGGAAACUAAGCAAAGGUCUCCCGGAGCUCCUUGCUCGGGUUCACUCCUACUCCGGCAACAUCCCCACUGCGCUAGGAUUCGGCAUAAGUACCAGAGAGCAUUUUUUGAAAGUGCAGGAGAUCUCUGAAGGCGCGGUCAUCGGCAGCCAGAUUAUCACGGUCCUGGGCGAAGCACCCGCUGGCCAACGAGUCCAGAAGAUCGAAGAAUAUUGUACCAGUAUCACAGGGAGGAAAGUGGAACGUAACACAGAGCCUGAGCCUUUGACUCGAGAAGUGGGUCUUACUGAAGCUCUCGCUCACGCCCAGGAGCCAACGAAUGCACAGGUUGAUGAAGUGGUUGCCAAUGACAAAAAGCCUGGAGCCGGCCUGGUGGAUCAGUUGGAAGCACUCAAUGUGACCGGAGAUCAGGCCGCAAUGCCUGCUCGCUUUGGCGAGUUUGGUGGGCAGUACGUGCCAGAGUCCCUCAUGGACAACCUCUUAGAGCUCGAAGCAGGUUUCAACGAGGCUAGGAAUGACCCCAAAUUCUGGGAGGAGUUUCGGUCAUACUACCCAUAUAUGAGUCGGCCUAGCAGCCUGCAUCUUGCGGAGCGCCUGACCAAAUAUGCUGGCGGAGCCAACAUCUAUCUCAAGCGCGAAGACCUGAACCACACAGGAAGCCACAAGAUCAACAAUGCACUGGGCCAAGUUUUGCUCGCACGCCGCCUGGGCAAAACACGAAUCAUCGCAGAGACAGGGGCUGGCCAGCACGGCGUCGCCACAGCUACCGUCUGUGCGAAAUUCGGCAUGGAAUGUGUCAUCUACAUGGGGGCUGAAGAUGUCCGUCGCCAAGCCCUGAACGUAUUCCGCAUCAAACUCCUCGGAGCCAAGGUCGUCGCCGUCGAGGCUGGCUCGCGCACCCUGCGUGACGCCGUCAACGAAGCACUGCGCGCUUGGGUCGUCCACCUUGAUACAACACACUACGUAAUCGGCUCAGCCAUCGGACCGCACCCCUUCCCCACCAUCGUUCGCACCCUACAAUCCGUUAUCGGCGAAGAGACCAAGGAGCAAAUGCAAAAGCUAACAGGCAGGCUACCCGAUGCCGUAGUCGCAUGCGUAGGCGGCGGCAGCAACGCCGUCGGCAUGUUCUACCCCUUCACUAAAGACCCCAGCGUCAGGCUUCUAGGUGUCGAAGCCGGCGGCGACGGCACCGACACGGCCCGGCACUCCGCGACUCUCUCGCACGGCUCCAAGGGCGUCCUGCACGGCGUGCGCACUUACAUUUUGCAAAACGAAGAUGGCCAGAUUGCAGACACGCACUCCAUCUCCGCAGGCCUCGACUAUCCCGGUGUUGGCCCAGAGCUCUCGUCUUGGAAAGACCAGUCGCGCGCGCAGUUCAUUGCUGCGACGGAUGCACAGGCGCUGCAAGGCUUCCGGCUCAUUACGGAGCUGGAGGGUAUCAUCCCUGCGCUGGAGUCGUCACAUGCAGUGUUUGGCGCGGUGGAGCUGGCGAAGACGAUGAAGAAAGGCGAGAACAUCGUGCUGAAUUUGAGUGGGAGGGGCGAUAAGGACGUGCAGAGUGUGGCGGAUGCGUUACCGGAGCUAGGGCCGAAGAUUGGAUGGGAUUUGAGGUUUUGA
Messenger RNA from Histoplasma mississippiense, 1803 nucleotides. Its product is annotated as tryptophan synthase. NCBI's taxonomy places the organism in Eukaryota, Fungi, Ascomycota, Eurotiomycetes, Onygenales, Ajellomycetaceae. The record is from RefSeq and is a predicted model, not a curated record. Gene Ontology annotation, molecular function: tryptophan synthase activity. The transcript has 2 exons. Gene Ontology annotation, biological process: L-tryptophan biosynthetic process. The coding region runs from base 1 to 1803 and encodes 600 amino acids. Gene Ontology annotation, cellular component: cytoplasm.